Beta vulgaris subsp. vulgaris (sugar beet) is the source of this 1173-nucleotide messenger RNA. RefSeq lists its product as uncharacterized. Bases 1 to 1173 code for a protein of 390 amino acids. The record is from RefSeq and is a predicted model, not a curated record. Gene Ontology annotation, molecular function: nucleic acid binding. The transcript has 3 exons. NCBI's taxonomy places the organism in Eukaryota, Viridiplantae, Streptophyta, Magnoliopsida, Caryophyllales, Amaranthaceae.
AUGAGUAAGUACAUGAAUUUGAUCAAAGAAGAAAUAAAGUCAUUAAAAUGGUUUGUGCUUGACCAAGUACCCAGGUCGGAAAAUCAUCAAGCAGAUGUCCUUUCCAAGCUAGCCAGUUCGACUGAAGGAGAUAUGCCAAGAACUGUGUUCUGGGAGGUCAAAUCGGCCAAGAGCAUUGAUUCCAAGGAGGUCCUGUUUCUCAGCCGGGAAAACGAAUGGAUGAGCCCCAUCAUUGAGUAUAAGAAAACAGGCCGGCUGCCCAUUGAUCCCCUGGAAGCCAAAAAGGACGGGAUGGAAGUCCUGAAAGAGCUGCAUGAGGGAGCUUGUGCCUCCCACAUUGGGGGAAGGGCGUUAGGAGAAAAAUCUUUAAGGACUGGCUACUUUUGGCUGACUUUGAAGGAGGACGAUUUGCUUUAUGCAAAGAAAUGUGAUAGUUGUCAAAGGCAUGACAACGUCUAUCAGAAGUCGUCCAACUACUUAACUCCAGUCCUUUUCCCUCUUCCCUUUGCCAAAUGGGGAAUGGAUAUUCUUGGCCCUUUUCCUAUAGCAGCCGGCCAGAAAAAGUUUAUAAUAGUAGUCGUCGACUACUUCACAAAAUGGGUGGAACCUGAAGCUAUGAGAGGAAUUACCACCAAUGACGUCAAAGGGUUUUUUGAAACACCCAAGCUCCGUCAAUGGUUCGCCGAUCAAGGAAUUAAGGUCCACUUUUUUGCAGUCGCCCAUCCCCAGGCCAAUUGGCAGGUUGAAGCUUUCAACAAAAUUUUAUCAGCAGGAAUUAAAAAGAAGCUAGAUAAUGCAAGAGGAUUAUGGGUAGAAGAGUUACAGUUGGUCUUGUGGUCAAUUCGAACCACGGCCAAGAGCUCGACUGGAGAAACUCUGUUCAUGCUCGUUUAUGGUGCUGAGGCCGUUCUCCCUAUUGAAGUCGAAGAGCCGACUCUGCGAGUCAUGUUGUAUUCAAAGGACGCCAACUGGGCUGCUCUGAGGACAGCGUUGGAUCAAGUUCCUGAAGUCAGGGGCAAUGCACUUCUAAGGAUGCAACUCUAUAAAUUAAGAAUGGCUAGAGAGUUUAACAAGAGAAUUGCUAGGCGGCCAUUGAAGGAAGCAGACCUCGUCCUGAGGAAAAUGGAAGCAGUUGGCCGGGCCAAGAAGCUGGGUAAGCUCACUCCAAAAUAG